AUGUCCUACCUACACUUAAGCUUCUAUUCAGCCUUCACCCUAAGCAGCCUGGGCUUAGCCUUCCAUCGAACCCACCUAAUCUCUGCACUACUAUGUCUAGAAAGCAUAAUACUAUCCAUAUAUAUUGCCCUAGCCAUAUGACCCAUCCAGACACAAACACCAGCAUCCACCCUACUACCUAUCCUAAUACUAACAUUCUCCGCCUGCGAGGCAGGCACAGGACUAGCCCUGCUAGUAGCCUCCACCCGAACCCACGGCUCCGACCUGCUACACAACUUCAACCUCCUACAAUGCUAA
Molecule: messenger RNA, 297 nt
Organism: Passer domesticus (house sparrow)
Lineage: Eukaryota; Metazoa; Chordata; Aves; Passeriformes; Passeridae
Source: the annotation of a RefSeq genome assembly